AUGGGGUUCGCGAAGCGGUCCCCCGUGGCCAAUGCACGGCGCAAGCAGAGCUCUAAGCGGAGCGCGGUGGCGGGAGCGAUGGCGGAAGUAGCAUCUGCGGUUCACGAGGACGAGAGGGCAGCUGUGGUUACUGCAGCAGGUGAGGCCUCUGCUGAGAGUGCUGCCUCUGCUGACCAUGCGUCUGCCACCACUGCUGCUCCUGCUGUCGCUGUUGCGAUCCCCGAGCGGCCGCCCACCAGAUUUGUGAAGCGGAGCCCGCUCAAGGAUGCGAUGGCGAGGAAACUGGAGGCAGCGGCCGCAGCGGGCGAGCCCAGCGACGAUGAAUCGUUCUCCCUCCCCCCUCUCCCCUCAUGUUCCAUUGUUGGCCAAACACUCAAUCAAUCUCCCUCUCUGUCUGAACAGGAGCUUGUCGAAGCAGCCACGCGAUGGCGUUCGUCACUUCCUCCCCGGCUGCCUUCUAAGUUCAAGCGCCAAUUCCCAAGGUUCCAGUCCAGACCGCGCCCAGGCACCCACUUGACAGAAGUCGUUCUGAACCUGUCUGGUUCUGCUGCUGCUCAGGAGAAACAGCUGGAACCUGCUCCUGUGUCAGAUGCAUCAGUCAGUGCUGCUGAAGAAGUAGCGGUGACCCAAGAAGAAGAUGUAGGAGAUAUCGAGGCGGUGGUGGAAGCAGCGCCGAAUGGAAAGAGGGAGAUUAACUUUGAGAAGGCGAAUCGCAACUGCACCGACCCCUUCCAGUUUGAAAACAUCCGCAAGGAGCCCUGCGCGUGUACGCCUUCUGACUAUGCGAAGGAGUACUCGAAAGGGGAUGAUGGCAAAUGCUACUUGCAGUAUCGCCCAAGCAACUGCCAGGGAGGGCAAGAGUCGAAGCGAAUCCUGGUGGACCUUCUGUUCUGUGAGUUGAAGCCUGUCCCAUGCACAGAGGCGAACGUGAAGAGCAUGUACCUCACGUGCGACUACAUCCGUGACCCAGCCACCAAUCAGCAGCUCUCCAAGACUCGCAUGAUCCAGGUGGUGUACUAUUUCGACAAUCAGUGCAACCCUGCUGCUCGUGGCUCCCUUGCCCUCCCUCCCAGCGACUACAUUCCUUGCGACACGCGGUGUGGCCCGGGGAUGUUUCUCAAAGGCAACAACUGUCACAAGUGCCCGCAAGGCUACUAUAGCAUGGGAGGCGGGUUCCGUUAUGAUGCCUUCAAGGACCUCGACCCCAAGGUCUUCCAGACAGAGUGCUCGUUCAGCAACAACACGGGCACGUUCCCCUGUGAGGGGUGGUAUGCGGAGGAGGGGCAGCUGAAAGUGGGCUCCUACGACCCUGCCAACUACUGGCUCGAGGAGGAGUGUGCGUACUUCACCAACAUGACGUGCCACAACAACCUGCAGUCCUCGCUCAAGCUGCCACUCACUCUCGUCAGGGACGGGUAUGUCACAUUCCGCUUCACAGUGAGCUCGGAGCGGCAGCGGGAUGGACUGGUGUUCUAUAUCGACGACCUUAACACCCCCGCCAUGCUGCUGGCUUACAACCAGUUCGAUCCUAAGGAGGUCCGCUUCCCCCUGGCAGCAGGAAGGCACACGCUCGUGUGGGCGUAUGUCAAGGACUCGUCGUUCACACAAGGCAGGGACUCUGCCGCCCUACAGUUUCUGGAGGUGGACGGCAUUGCAUUCACCGACUCAGCCUGCCUCAAAUGCCCUGCCGGCUUCUUCAGUGGGGAGCAAGCCACCAACUGCACAGCAUGCCCUCCCGACCACAUCUCAGCGGAGGGGUCAGGCCAGUGCGAGGCGUGCAACAGCACCACGUUCGCCCUCGCCACACCCCGCACCCAAUGCACCCCACGCCCUCUGUGCAACGUGACAGUAGACGCCACGCCCACCUUCACCCCCUGCGUUGCCUCCUCGCGCACGCGCACCAGGGUGUGGUCGUGGCUCUCCCCUCAAGUCUGCCAGCCCGACCCCGCCCAUGGCCUCCCUCCCAACACCACCGAGCCAUGCGAACCCUGCCCGUCAGGGCAGUACGCAGUUGUGGAUUCUGCCACUGACACUCUCACCUGCACCUUCUGCCCCACUGGCACAGCGCGGAACGUCUCAGAAGCACCAACAGUACAACCACUCCCCCCUCCAGGCGCGGCUGCCCCUCCCUCUGCAGCCCCCUCAACCACAUCGGACGAAACUUGCCACCCGUGCCAGCCUGGCGAGGCAGCAGUGAGGAUGCUCUUGCUGGAGCACUUCCGCACCGUGGAAGAGGGGAAGCUUCCCAGCGGCUUCCAGACUGGAUGCAGUGGGGAGUGUGGGUCAGGCGGGUGGCGAGUGGUGGGGGAUUAUCUGGACUCGGGGGCGAAUAACGGCAAGACUGCCUCUGUGUGGCUGGCACUCACAGUGAAUCUCACCAUCCCUGGCUACAUCACAUACGACUUUGACGUGGACAUCCCUCCUGGCGACCUGCAGCGCGGACUCUUCUUCUACGUGGACGACAACCUGCUCGAGAACAUCGAGGACGGGGGCAGCAUGGGCGUGAGCGUGCCAGUGGGUCGCAGCAGCAGCCAGCAUUGGCCGCUGGCAGCAGGCAGCCACCGCAUCAUGUGGGUGUGGGUCACCCUCAACGCCGAUCGCACCUCCGUCGAUCGCUCCUCUGCCAUCCUGCACAGCGUGCGCGUGUGGGGGGCGGCACAGGGGGGCGCGCCCGGGUGUGUGCGCAUCCCUGCAGGCGCGCAGAAGGGGCAGAGCGGGGACGCGUGGGAGGAGUGUCCUGCUGGGUAUUACAGGCAACCGCACAGCCUGCCAGCCGUGCGGCCUGGGAACAUCUUUCGCAUAGGGGACGUCACGUCGCCCUCCUCUUUCUGCACCUUCAUUGUUCGCUCCUUCAACUCCACCAACACGCUCCUCUACGACCUCUCACCUCCCUCUCAGUCAACCUUUUUUGCAUCUCGCCCUUUGCUCUACCUUCCCCUGCCACCAUCUCAGGGCAACCGCACUGCUUGCCAGCCGUGCGGCCUGGGCACAUCCUCUCUGGAGGGCAGUGCGGAGUGCGCCAUAGGGGACAUCACCUCGCCCUCCUCCUUCUGCACCUUCAUCGUCCGCUCCUUCAACAGUACAGACACGCUCCUUUACGACCUCUCCCCCCUCGCGCACCAGAACCUGGGCCGCCUCGUGGGGCCCAUAUACGAAGGCCCAUCCUUUGUAGACCUGCAGAAGGGUCCUAAGUACUAUGUGUCGGUGUGUGCUCGCAGCAACAGUGAUAACGCUGUGUAUCGCCCUGUCGCUUCCUCUGCUGCUGCUGGGGGUGCUGGUGUUGGGGGUGGUGCGGCUGGGGGUGGUGGUGUGUGGAGUGGUGAUAGUGGUGGUGGGAAGGGGGGCAGGGGCGGCAAGGGAGAGAGAGCGAACACGAAGUACCCGUGCAUCAUGUACACUGGGAAGCCCCUCAACAACACUUAUGUGUGCCGGAUCAACCCGAAUCUGAAUGAGCACAGCACAGCCACAUCGGCCCACAGCCUGGGGGACACCGUGUCACUGGCCCCUUUGGGGAGCUUCUCCGAGCCGCAGCUGCAGCGGCGAGGGCUGGUGAUGUCGUUCCACGGAGAGAGCUGCCCGAUGUCCGACGCCCCCAGCACCUUCAACCUCACCUUCAUCUGUGACCCCGAGGCUGGCUACGGCCACCCAGAGCCAUGGACGGAGGGGGGCAAGAAGGCAGCUCUGAACCCGACCCUCUCCUACCCGGCAUGGGCCAAUCGGUCGGGCGAUGUCAUCCCCGUGGGGCGCGAGGCGCCUGUCUCAUGCCUGUUCCAGAUGGUGUGGUACACGGCGUAUGCGUGCCCGCUGUGCACUGUGCUGGAUAUGGAUCCUGUUGCCGUUGCCAACUGCAUCGACAACAAGCGCUUCACCUACAAAUACAAGACGCCAAGGCUUUGCCAGCCAAAUCCCCAGGUGCCCUUACCUCCUGAUGAGUACUGCCUUCCCUGCACCAAGGACGACUACCAGAGAUUUGAGGACUCUUGCACCGACGCCAACGGUGUGCACAACGUAACAUACAUCUGGAAGCUCCCGAAGACUUGUAACGAGGACCUUUCUGGAGCGGAGAAGCUUCCGGAAGGGACACUGGCGGGGAUUUGUGACAUGGAGGUCAAGCUUUCCGUGCACGUGGGAGGCAACGCCACCAUCAGCGGCAGCAAUGACCGUCAAAUCCUCGCUCUCGAAGCCAGCUUCGGCGCGGGGCUUCCGAAGACCAAGGCUGACGCGCUCUCCUUCUCCCUUGCGCAGAUGCAGCCCCUGCUUGCUUGUUCCGACCCCCUGCCUCCUCUCCCUUCAUUUCAGGGCCAGGCAGUGUUAGUGCAGCGAGGCGACUGCAGCUUCGCCUCGAAGGCCCUCCGCGUGCAGCGGCUGGGAGCAGCUGCUGCCAUCGUCAUCAACAGUGAAGAAGGUAUCAUUGGCAUGGGUUGCAACGCAACAGACUUGACUGAAGGCGUUGUGACUAUACCGGUGGUCAUGGUCUCCAACUCGUCAGGCCAAUUCCUCCUUCAUGCCCUCUCCAACGCCUCCGCCUCCCCCUCCGCCUCCGCCUCCGCCGCGCCAGUCACUGUGUCCCUGUACGCGCCUCCGCGGUCACUGCUGGACCUGGCAGAGCUGGUGCUGUGGGCGCUGGCGCUGCUGUCGCUCGUGGGCGCGUCCGCGUGGGCUGCCGCGGAGGAGAAGGCCGCGCUGGAAGGGAAGAGUGGCGCGGGGCAGUCCCUGGCGGACCAGCCACAAGGCGACUCCUCGGGAGCGUAUGACAUGUCAGUGGGGUCAGCAGUGGGUUUCGUGGUGAUGUCGUCUGUCAUGCUGCUGCUGCUCUUCUUCCUCAUGUCGCCCCUCGUCUUCUACAUCAUCCUCACGCUCUUCUGCGUUGCGGCGCUCGAGUCGCUCUAUGUGUGCCUCUCCUCGCUCCUCCACAGGCUCUUCCCACUCCAGUCUCCUCACGGCGUUGCUCUCCCCCUCCUCGGAUUCGUCUCCUGGCUCUCCCUCUCCUCCUUCCUGCUCUCCCUCGCCCUCACCAUCACCUGGGCUAUCUUCCGCAACCACCCUGAUGCAUGGGUGGCACAGGAUAUCCUGGGCAUAGCGCUGAUGAUCACGGUGCUGCAGGCAGUGCGUCUGAAGCCCUCUUUGUCCUUUUACCGCCCGCUCCCCCCCACCCCUCCCCACCCUAUCACAGGGCAUAGCGCUGAUGAUCACGGUGCUGCAGGCAGUGCGUCUGCCCAACAUCAAGGUCAGUCCGCCGGUCCUCGCACCUUCUCGCACUCGCACUCUCACAUCCUCACACCCUCGAUUGCUCCAUUGCACCCCCACCCUUGUACACUGCCAUGGGCUAUGCAUGGGCUUGUGUUGUGUCUUCCAUUUCCCCUCCUCAUCAUGUCUCUCAGCAUGUCUCUCAGCAUGUCUCUCAGCAUGUCUCUCAGCAUGUCUCUCAGCAUGUCUCUCAGCAUGUCUCUCAGCAUGUCUCUCAGCAUGUCUCUCAGCAUGUCUCUCAGCAUGUCUCUCAGCAUGUCUCUCAGCAUGUCUCUUAGCAUGUCUCUUAGCAUGUCUCUCAGCAUGUCUCUCAGCAUGUCUCUCAGCAUGUCUCUCAGCAUGUCUCUCAGCAUGUCUCUCAGCAUGUCUCUCAGCAUGUCUCUCAGCAUGUCUCUCAGCAUGUCUCUUAGCAUGUCUCUUAGCAUGUCUCUCAGCAUGUCUCUCCCCUCUCACCAGGUGUCCACUGUGCUGCUCUCCCUCGCUUUCUUUUACGACAUUUUCUGGGUCUUCAUCUCGCCGCUCUUCUUUAACGGAAAGAGCGUUAUGAUCGAGGUGGCAACAGGGGAGCGCACGGGAGGAGAGGGCAUACCCAUGCUGCUCAAGGUGCCGCACAUAACAGAUCCAUGGGGGGGAUACUCUGUGCUGGGCUUUGGCGAUGUUGUGCUGCCAGGCCUCCUCAUCGUCUUCACCAGAAGAUACGACUGCAUCACCAAGAAGAUGGGCAUGGAUGGGUACUAUCUGCCGGCCAUCAUCGGCUAUGCUGUGGGCCUGCUUCUCACGUUUGUGGGGCUGCUUCUGAUGAACGGCAACGGACAGCCCGCGCUGCUUUACCUUGUCCCUUGCACCCUUGGGGUGAUUGUGCUGUUGGCGUGGCGACGAGGGGAGCUGAGUGCUCUCUGGAACCGGGGAGAAGAGAGCUCUGAACCCAGGUAG
Messenger RNA from Closterium sp. NIES-65, 6180 nucleotides. The record is from the annotation of a GenBank genome assembly. Lineage: Eukaryota; Viridiplantae; Streptophyta; Zygnematophyceae; Desmidiales; Closteriaceae.